UCAUUUCUCCCUUAAAGAAAAUCAAAAACAAGAGCUCUUUAGUUCCGUCUGAACAGCUGCGCAUACUUACUACAUAUGUUCAAUAACCUAACCUGGAGCGUCAGCAUAAGCAGCUCGUGAAUUCACCAAGAUGAAUACAUGGCAGCGAAAUGUCCGUAUGAUGCAUCAAAUCACUGAGGUAUUGGACCUUGACGCUGCCAAAACUGAUCCAGUCGCCGAUUUCAUCGCGCUCAUUGAAGCAAUGCGAGAAGGCCUUACCCAUGUUGACGAUGACUUUCAAAUCCCGGACUCGCAAAUCAACGUCCUAUUUCUUAAUAAGCUAAAGUCACGACCGGAAUGGAAUGACUGGGCGACGAACAUGCUCCGUAACACGCGAUUGGACACGCAAAAUCCCGCGGAUAGGAUUACCUUCCAAGAGCUCGCAGAGUUAGCAAUUGGGUACGAGAAAGCCAUGCGGCGGAAAAACAAGGGUACACAGCAUAUACGGAGCAAAAGCACGCCUCAUGCCUCUUUUGACGUGCCAUCAAAUUCUAGAAAAUUUACGCAGGAGGAUAUAAACGCAUUCGUUGUCCAGCAAAUGAGCCGAGAUGGAAAGACUGCACUUCACAGCGAAAAUGCGAGACAGCACAGCAAAAAACCCAGUCAAGAGGAGAUUAAUCAAUAUGUCAUUGAGCAGAUGCACCAGGAACAAGAACGCAAAACCAGGCUGCGAAGCCACAGCCAUCCGGUGCCGAGAGUGCAAACAACCCAUGCCCGAUCAACAGCCGCGCGCUGUACUUUCUGCGGCGACUCAUCUCACCAAUAUGGCAAUUGCUGGCGUCGGUUCAGGGUGGCUGUCGAGGUACCGCAUGGCAAUUUUCUGCCGAAGCGUGUUGAAUUUAGGACAGAAAUUCCUGGUCAACCUCCCAUGUACCGGUCUGGCUUUAGACUUUUCUAAGGCUGUCUUCUCAUUUUCCUCUGUAUAUCUUCGGCAAUGAUUAGGCCAAAGUAUUCUAAUGGGAGUGAACACUGCCAUGUGCUUCUACCCUGCCUUCUUUCGUCUGUUCAAAGACAGCAAGUGCACGUUAG
Messenger RNA from Aspergillus alliaceus, 1068 nucleotides. RefSeq lists its product as uncharacterized. Bases 131 to 937 code for a protein of 268 amino acids. Lineage: Eukaryota; Fungi; Ascomycota; Eurotiomycetes; Eurotiales; Aspergillaceae. The record is from RefSeq and is a predicted model, not a curated record. The transcript has a single exon.